Messenger RNA from Eremothecium gossypii ATCC 10895, 1875 nucleotides. RefSeq names its product phosphoribomutase PRM15 (gene PRM15). Lineage: Eukaryota; Fungi; Ascomycota; Saccharomycetes; Saccharomycetales; Saccharomycetaceae. The coding region runs from base 1 to 1875 and encodes 624 amino acids. Gene Ontology annotation, biological process: carbohydrate metabolic process; purine ribonucleoside salvage. Gene Ontology annotation, molecular function: magnesium ion binding; phosphopentomutase activity. The transcript has a single exon. The record is from RefSeq and is marked provisional.
AUGAAAGAAAAUACUGAUGCUGUCCCUAGUUCUCUGAAAGACUCACUCAUGGAAUGGUUGACUUUCGAUAAGAAUUCUGAGACGCAACAUGAGAUAUGUGAGCUAGUAUCAAACCACCAAUGGGAUGAACUUCGUAAAAGACUGCUUCCAAGGAUUACAUUCGGUACUGCUGGCUUGAGAGCUCGCAUGGAGGCCGGUUUUAGUCGGAUGAAUACUUUGACGGUGAUCCAGGCUUCGCAGGGUCUUGCGCGGUACAUUAAGUCGCAGUUUCCCGAUGACCUCAAAGUAGUUAUCGGACAUGAUCAUAGGUUUCAUUCGAGAGAGUUUGCCGAGGCUACAAUUGCAGCAUUCCUACAAUUAGACUAUGAUAUCUACUACCUCAACUAUGUGCCACCGGGCUCCGACGAGGAUGUUUUCGUUCACACACCAAUGGUGCCAUUCGCUAUCAAUAAUGUGGAGGGAGGUCCCACCUCCUGUGGCGUUAUGAUCACCGCCAGCCACAACCCCAAAAUGGACAAUGGGUAUAAGGUCUACUACGCUAACGGAUGCCAGAUAAUACCACCUCAUGAUGAACUAAUUGGUAGACAUAUCGAUGCCAACUUGGAACCAUGGACUCGUGCAUGGGAUUCUAAAGCACUCAUUGAAGAGGCAAUAAAGAGUGGCAAACUACAUGACGUGCGCAAGGAAAUGCUUCAGAAAUAUAAAGAUAGUAUCCAGACUAUGCUCGUUAAGCAGUCCAAUCUGAAGUUCGCUGGAGGCCCAUGGUUUGUGUACACUCCGAUGCACGGCGUUGGCUAUGAGUUCUUCAAGGAGGCUGUCGCAAGCGUGCUAGGAAUAGAAGAGGAUAAAGACUAUAUUGUUGUGCCAGAACAGAAAUAUCCCGACCCAGAGUUCCCCACGGUUAGCUUUCCCAAUCCGGAGGAGCGGGGAGCACUAGAUAUGGCGAUGAAGGUAGCGGAUGCAAAUGGAAUCACCGUUGUUCUUGCGAAUGAUCCAGACGCUGACCGUUUCUCCGUCGCAGUAAAAUACCACGGAGAGUGGAAUCAGCUAACAGGGAACCAAAUAGGAAUCUUGUUUGCGCAGGCAGAGAUGCAGUCAUACUUUAAGGAACCGAAGCUGGACCGCAAGCAGCUAGCAAUGUUAACGUCUGCUGUAUCCUCACAGCUUCUACGGAAGAUGGCAGAAGAAGAAGGUUUCUUGGCGGUUGAAACUCUUACUGGCUUCAAGUGGCUGGGCAACCGGGCGCGCGAGCUAGAACUCGAAGGAUACUAUGUGCCAUUCGCCUACGAGGAAGCUAUCGGAUAUAUGUUUAGCCAGGUUGUACACGAUAAGGAUGGCAUUGCGGCAGCGGCUGUCUUCCUUCAGAUGUGCUACGAGUGGAAGAAGGUAGCAAAAUCGUCUCAGGAGGUCCUACAGGAGUGCUACGAGAAAUACGGGUACUUUGUAGACUACAAUGGCUACUAUAUCUCCUCCGCUCCUGCAGUGACGAAAGAGGUUUUUGAUUACUUUAGAAACGAAUAUACUCCUGCAGGGAAGCCAUACCCCAGCCAUAUUGGCUGUGAAUUUGAAGUCGAGUACCUUCGUGACCUUACAGUGGGUUACCAGUCGGAUACCGCGACCAACAUUCCAGACUUGCCAGUCGACCAUAAUUCGCAGAUGAUUACGUGUGUAUUGAAGCCCGUUAAAAUGGAAACCGACUGUGAGUCUGUCAGGUUCACCGCUCGUGGCUCAGGCACUGAGCCCAAGUUGAAGGUGUAUAUUGAAAGCUGUGCCGCGAACCACCAGCGCGCCUCGCACCUCUCGCACCUCGCAUGGGACGUCUUGAAGCGUGAAUGGUUCAGACCGACGGAAACAGGCCUCCAGACCAACUUCUAA